AUGCCGGUGUCACCCGGUGUCACCCGGAGCAGCGGGCCGCGGCUGUUGACAGCACACAGUGCCACACCCGCGGUGGCCCUGUCACCGGAGCCAGCCGGUGUCACCGCGCUGUCCCCGCGGUGUCCCCGGGGGUGGGGACACGGCUGUUGGCUGCGCACGGUGCCACACCUGCGGUGGCCCUGUCCGGUUGUCACCGGCGCCCGGGGCCAUUUAACGGCGGUGGCAGCGCGGCGGGGAGGGGACAGCAUGGAGGGGACCCGGGGGACGCGGCUGGAGGAGCGCGAGAGCCUGGUGGGCGCCGUGCACGGCGUGUCCGGGCCCGUGGUGACAGCCACGCGCAUGGCGGGGGCGGCCAUGUACGAGCUGGUGCGGGUGGGGCACGCGGAGCUCGUGGGGGAGAUCAUCCGGCUCGAGGGGGACAUGGCCACGCUCCAGGUGUACGAGGAGACCUCGGGGGUGCAGGUGGGGGACCCGGUGCGGCGCACGGGGACGCCGCUGUCGGUGGAGCUGGGCCCGGGCAUCCUGGGCUCCAUCUUCGACGGGAUCCAGCGGCCGCUGCGCGACAUCGCCGAGGCCACGCGCAGCAUCUACAUCCCGCGGGGCACCAACGUCCCCGCGCUGCCGCGACACCUGGACUGGGACUUUGUCCCCAGCAAGAACCUCCGGGUCGGGAGCCACGUGACGGGCGGGGACAUUUACGGGUCGGUGGCGGAGAACUCGCUGCUGCAGCACCGGCUGAUGGUCCCGCCCCGCAGCCGCGGCACCGUCACCUACAUCGCGCCCCCCGGGCACUACGGCGUGGCGGACGUGGUGCUGGAGCUGGAGUUCCAGGGGGUCCGUGAGCCGCUCUCCAUGAUCCAGGUGUGGCCGGUCCGGCAGGUCCGGCCCGUGGCCGAGAAGCUCCCGGCCAAUCACCCCCUGCUGACCGGCCAGAGGGUCCUGGACGCGCUCUUCCCGUGUGUGCAGGGGGGCACCACGGCCAUCCCGGGCGCGUUCGGCUGCGGGAAGACGGUGAUUUCCCAGUCCCUGUCCAAGUACUCCAACAGCGACGUCAUCGUCUACGUGGGCUGCGGCGAGCGCGGCAACGAAAUGUCCGAGGUGCUGCGGGACUUCCCCGAGCUGACCAUGGAGGUCGGUGGCCGCUCCGAGUCCAUCAUGAAGCGCACGACGCUCGUGGCCAACACGUCCAACAUGCCGGUGGCCGCCCGCGAGGCCUCCAUCUACACCGGGAUCACGCUGGCCGAGUACUUCCGGGACAUGGGCUUGCACAGCUGCCUCCUGGCCGACUCCACCUCGCGCUGGGCCGAGGCGCUGCGGGAGAUCUCGGGGCGCCUGGCGGAGAUGCCGGCGGACAGCGGGUACCCCGCGUACCUCGGGGCCCGCCUGGCCUCGUUCUACGAGCGCGCGGGGCGGGCGCGGUGCCUCGGGACCCCCGAGCGCGAGGGCAGCGUCAGCAUCGUGGGAGCGGUGUCCCCCCCCGGAGGGGACUUCUCGGAUCCUGUCACCUCGGCCACACUGGGGAUCGUGCAGGUGUUCUGGGGGCUGGACAAGAAGCUGGCGCAGCGCAAGCACUUCCCCUCGGUGAACUGGCUGAUCUCGUACUCGCGCUACCUGCGCGCCCUCGAGCCGCACUACGAGCGCGCGCACCCCGAGCUGCCCGCGCUGCGCGACCGCGCCCGGCGCAUCCUGCAGGAGGAGGAGGAGCUGGCCGAGAUCGUGCAGCUCGUGGGGAAGGCGUCGCUGGCCGAGGGUGACAAAGUGACGCUGGAAGUGGCCAAACUGCUCAAGGACGAUUUCCUGCAGCAGAACGGAUACUCGGCCUACGACCGGUUCUGCCCGUUCUACAAGACCGUGGGCAUGCUGCAGAACCUGGUCACCUUCUACGAGCUGGCGCGGGGGGCGGUGGAGGGGGCGGGUCCCGAGGAGCAGCGUGUCACCUGGGCCACCAUCCGCGAGGGGCUCGGCGACAUCCUGUACCGCCUGAGCGCCAUGAAGUUCCAGGACCCGGUGAAGGACGGCGAGCAGCGGAUCCUGGCGUCCUACGCGCAGCUGCAGGAGGAGAUGGUGGCGGCGUUCCGCAACCUGGAGGACUGA
This is a messenger RNA of Vidua chalybeata, 2094 nucleotides long. RefSeq names its product V-type proton ATPase catalytic subunit A-like. Gene Ontology annotation, biological process: ATP metabolic process; proton transmembrane transport. Gene Ontology annotation, cellular component: lysosomal membrane; proton-transporting V-type ATPase, V1 domain. Gene Ontology annotation, molecular function: ATP binding; ATP hydrolysis activity; proton-transporting ATPase activity, rotational mechanism. Lineage: Eukaryota; Metazoa; Chordata; Aves; Passeriformes; Viduidae. The record is from RefSeq and is a predicted model, not a curated record.